Spinacia oleracea (spinach) is the source of this 771-nucleotide messenger RNA. RefSeq lists its product as uncharacterized. The record is from RefSeq and is a predicted model, not a curated record. Lineage: Eukaryota; Viridiplantae; Streptophyta; Magnoliopsida; Caryophyllales; Amaranthaceae. Bases 276 to 653 code for a protein of 125 amino acids. The transcript has 4 exons.
UUGUCAGAAUGAAAUGUUGAUCCGCGCUGUUUCUCGACGACGCUCCGCGUCGAUGUAAUUUCUCGCCAUGGAAGAGCGUCGAGGAAAUAGUCAGAUGUCACAUGUUGCCCACGUGAUCUUGGAAGAGGGCAGCGCGUUUUCCGCCAUAACCCUGGUUCACUUCUCAACUUCUCACUCAUCGCCGUCGAUCAAAAUUUUGGGGGAAAAACCGCUCCUCUCCUAACUCAACCCUAGCCAUCCCACUACUCAUCUUUUCUCCCAAAAUCUCUAGACCCAUGAGAGUAGAUCUCGAUUCCAGUACUCUCGAUCCACCGCUGCUUUUCUUCUCAUUGAUUUCUUCUGGGAUACAUAUCGAUGUGGUAUGGACAAUGGGACUCCAAUGCACAAUACUCGUACACCAAUGCAUUCCUUACAUGAUUCUUACGGAGAUGCGCGAGUUUAAUACAGGGAUAUUAGGAGAGCUGUUCAAUUCAAUUGAUGGUACCGUAUAUUUGUGUAAAUGGAUUUGGUCAAGGAUGCAUUUGAAGAUGAUGAUGGUGGAAGAAAAGAUUCAAGGGAUGAUGCAUAACUCCUCAAACUAUGAAGCUCAUAUUCUUGAAGUUGUAGGCUUUAAUUUGAGUGGCCUUUGUUUUGAAGAUGCCAUUUUAGAAUAGUAUGUUGGAAUUUUAAAAGUAAACGUGAUGUUUUGGAGAUACUAGCUUGCUAUAAUUAAGUAUAUAGAUUGGAUAUAUAAUGUGUUAACUUAAAUUCGAUAUGUUUUGGAGCGAGUAC